Molecule: messenger RNA, 9831 nt
Organism: Amphiprion ocellaris (clown anemonefish)
Lineage: Eukaryota; Metazoa; Chordata; Actinopteri; Pomacentridae
Gene: mzt2b
Product: mitotic spindle organizing protein 2B
Exons: 6
Coding region: 139-762 (207 amino acids)
Cellular component (GO): spindle; centrosome
Source: RefSeq, a predicted model, not a curated record
CACAAUACAGUGUGGCACGUCCUAUAGUUAUGACGUAAUUUUGACGCGUCUCGCCUAGCUGCAGCAGAGGAAACUGUUGUGGUUUAAGCUCCUCUGAACGCUCAUCACUGGUCCUUUAACGUCGGGUGAACGGCAGGGAUGUCUCAACAACAACAACAAACUAUCCCCUCCGCCCCGGAUUCCCCUGCAUUGGUGGUCACGACUAACGUGCAGAAAUAUGCCAUAAAGAAGAAGAAGGUCCUCAGUGCUGAAGAGAUGGAGCUGUUUGAACUCACUCAGGCUGCAGGCAUCACCGUAGAUCAGGAGGUCUUCAAGAUCAUAGUGGACCUGCUGAAGAUGAAUGUGGCCCCUCAGGCAGUGUUCCAGACUCUGAAGGCCAUGUGUGCAGGCCAGAGAGUGGCUGAAAGUUGUGGCGCCGAGUCUUCUACAGCCUCCCACACUACGAGCAUGACCACAGCACCUACAGAGGCCAGAGAAGAGGACUCUUUGGUCUCUAGAAAGAGCCCUAAGCCUCCUGCAGCUCCCCCCUCAGCUUCGGGCCCCAGAGCCACAAGGGUCAACACUAAGAUUGUGGUCUACGGCCCCCAAGACGUUAGCUCUCCUCACUCUCAAGCGGUGCGCAGUAAAGCAGCAGCGAGUCACAGUGAGAAGAGUAGGGAGGCUUCCAGCCAGCGAGUGCAACGGCAGCCCAGCGCCACCAGAGGGCAGAAGAUCAAGAGCUCCGGCAGCAGCAGCUCCUCCUCACAGAUAAACUCUACAUAAGACUCAGGUCAUGGUCACACCACCUGUACAUAUCAGAUGGAUGGGAAACUACAUCAUUCUGCACAGCGAUCCUCAAACAGCCAAGUGAGGUAACAAUAACUCAGAUCUUAUUUACUGAAGUUAACAGUAGAUGAGGGAAUGCAGUGAAAACUGAGUCGUUGGCUUAUUGUGAGUGAAUGAUUGCAAAUGAUUGAAGAAACAAAGUGUACAAUAUCACUUAACCCUAAAGAGAUUAUUCAAUGAAAUAGUCGCAUUUUGGUCAAUUCCUGGUCUGUUUAUUAAGAUUUGGAGCUAACAGUGGUGUGGUGCAUAGAAAUAGUGCAUCUAAAGAUUUGUUCACAGCUGGAUUUAGCCGCUCUAUAUGUGGACCUGAACCACCCAGGAUGCAUUGAGAUCUGAUCACUCAGACCGCGUCAGAGGAAGUCUGGUUCGGGGGUGGCAGUGUUCUUUUAGUAGGGGUGUGUGUUUUGUGAAUGCUCAUUCUCUAGCGAUUAAUCCAUUUCCAGUCAAAAUUUGCUGUUUGAAACCAGAAUCUGGUGUUUUUCUCUGGAGCCAAAAAGAAGAAUAUUCAUUACCAGCAGGCUGCUGUAAAAACUGAUGGUGUGAAACAAAACAUUUUUGCACAACAGUUCAUAAAGCUCUGCUUAGAGAAGUGACUUGUUUCAGGCAGCAAAGAAUAUUAUUUCCAACUUUGCACUAAUGCCAUGACAUAGACCAUAUUUACUAUUUUUUGUUUUACAUCAAUUACUUUUUUUAAGACUACUUUCUGUCAUACAUUGGAGACUUUAAAUAAAUGUUCCCAGUCAAAUAAAAAUGCAACUGCCUUUAUCCUUUAUUACUCCACCAAGGAGGCGGAGCCUCGCCUGACGGUCAGCGUUGGUUUGUCUGUCUGUCUGUUUGUCUGAUUGUCUCUCUGUUAGCAACAUUACUCAAAAUGGAUUUGGAUGAAAUUUUCAGGGAAGGUCAAAAAUGACACAAAGACCAAGUGAUUAGAUUUUGGCAGUGAUGCGGCUUAUAGUCUGGAUCCAUGGAUUUGUUAAAGAUUUCUGUAUCAUUGCGAGAUAGCAGCACAAUGUCACUGUAACUAUGACAACAAGUGAACACUACAUCAGCUGCCUGCUGAUGAUCACAUCAUUGCGAUUCUACUACAAAUCCACCACUGCCGACUUACCGGGACUUAUCUGUCGGAAAUCAUACAAGGAACAAUUGAUUAAAUUGUGGGGGUGUUUCUGAGUCCCAUCAAUUCCCGCCUCCCACUACAUAUUUAGUUCACGCAAUUUGGUGUCCAUACAUAAUGUACACAUGCCUAACACAUGCCUGUACUCAGCACAAGGUCAUUUUGUUUGUGGAUACAUCUAUAUUAAAUGGCUGCAUUCUAUAGUGCCAUGAUUUCUGCCACAUUUUUUUUCAAGAUUUCUUCCAUUAGAAAUGAUAGAAUGACUGAGCUGCCUUGGUGGAGUACUGUGCUCUCUGAGUGCUUUUCUUGUUCUUUAUUGUUUUAGAUGAUUAAUUGCUGAUGGUCUAGUGCUGACAUUGUGAUUUUUAGAUGUUAAACACAGUUAACAGAUAUUAAUUGAGAAUCAUAAAGACACUUUAAUAUUUAUGGUAUAUAUUUGCAAUUCACAGUAGCAUUAAUAUGUUAAAAUUAGUGGUGGGACGCGAUUAAAUAAAUAAUCGAAUUAAUUACAGGCUUUGUAAUUAAUUAAUCACAAUUAAUCACAUUUUUGUCAAACCGCAAUAUUUGACACAAAUUUUGAUUGACAGUUGAAUCAAUGAAUAGACAUAUACGUGUUUAUAAUUUAAAAUGUAUAAAAUUAAUACAAUUUUAAAACGGGACAUAUAGAAAAAAAGUGAUUUGGAUGAUUUAAAGCCUGGAUUUAGUUUGUUUUUUUCCACUGUAUGGCUAUAACAAAAGCAUAAGUAGUUCAAGGAUCUUCAGAAAGUUGAAAAUCCACAGAUUCAUUCUGUUUUCAUAGUUUCUGGGUCUGAUAAAUGAUGUCAUUUUGAUCGUUCUUUUUUUAGAAAUAAAUUUUUAUUUAUAAACAAAAAUAUUUUUUCAUAAACUAAAAGUUUAUAAUUAAGUUAUUAAAAGACAGAUAUUUUUGAGGUUUAACGUAUUACUCUGUCGAGGCUCCACCUGUUUGGCAGCGUAAAACCACAAAAAUGUUAGUUUCAUUUCUAUUUAUCUGCAUUUUUCAUCUGUCUACUACAUUUACAGAUUACUGCAAACUCAAAAUGUAAUUAUAGCAAUUAUAUUCAACAUUGUACGGCUUUUUGUAAACUAAAGCACUUUUAGAGUCUUCUAAAGUAGUCUAUUAUGGGAUGGCUACACCGUUAGCUGUUAGCCGUUAGCAGGACUGUCAUAGCUAACGUUAGCUCUGAUGCUAACAGCAACAUGUUUUACACUGAAGUGAUACCAUUGGCUUGAAGUUCUGCGGUGAUCAGAAAACUCUUUGUUGCACAAUUUUCAACCAACCAGGCUUUUAUCCAAGCUGACAUCGGGAAGAUUUUUAAAAGAAAACUUUCUGCCCAACAAGCACAAUGCAUUUCAUAAUAUUGUCAGCUUUGAUUGAACGUCUCACUCUACCUCAUGCAACCCUGUUAUGCAUAAUAGCAGAACAGGACAAAUUCGUUUUACUUUUUUCCAUCAGUAAGUUUGUCCUCUUGGUCAGCACUAGCUGCUAGCUAAAUAUCUAGCUUCUACUCCUGAGAUAAAGCUAACAUUAGCAUGGACUAGCAGCCCUGUUACUGUGAUUAGAGUAGGGUUAGCAAACAACAAAUAAAGCAUGAAAUAAAAAUGGUACCACUGAUGUGUAAGUUGAGCCAGUCAAGCCUUGGAUAGUUUAUUACCUAUUAUUGACGAAUAUCUAGCAGAAAAUUGUAAAAGAGAAGGUCUAUUUUUCACAAACUUUUGAAGCCCAAAUGUCCUCCAAUUCUGGAAUGACCCAUCUACUCUCAGAUGUACGUCACUUGGGAUAAAAGCAUCUGCUAAAUGAAAUAGUAAAUUGUCCUCUUUUUUUUUUUCCCCUCACAGUGUAGAUUGUCAUUGGUAAAUGGGGUGUAUGACGUCAGGGCUGUUCACGUGAUUAGAUCAGCAUGUUAACAUCAGGUGUGAAGUGGGAACGUAGUUGCUGUUCCUCUGCUUUCCAGAAUGUUUUACUUCUAUCACACGGGGGCAGUAGAAGCACACUGCAAUUAAUUCUGUCACCCGGUGUGCUCAAAUUGUUUUCUGCCUUUUCAUAAAUCGUCUUCAUGAAUGAAAGUGAGUGUGAAUGCACGCAUGCAUUUUGUAUUUUUUCCCCUCCCUGUAUGUAUUUGAAACAAACAUCCACUCAUUCACAAGCAGAAUGAUAGCAUGGGAGGUGAAGGUGCACAGAGACACGCAGAGAGGAGAUGCUGUGUGUCUCUGAGGCAGGCUGCAGGGCUUUAUGUAGCUGCAGGUCUUUUAUGUGGCCGUUUGUCCUGUUUAUGUGUUCCUGCCUCUCCUCUCUGCGCUCUGCAUUGAUGGCAGCGUGCCUGUAAUUGAUGGCACCAUAUUGCUGUGGUGUAGCAGGUUUAAUGGGGCUUGACAGAGCAAGGGAAAAGCAGCAUGCAACCAGGGAGGGAACUUAACUCUUCCCCCCCGCAAAACCCCGACCCCUCCCUCCCCCCCGCACAUCAGUGCAUGCAAACGCAGAUGAGAAUACAAAUAGGCCCUCGGUGAUUAGCUUGUUUACGAUUCCUACUGUUGUCUGUGGUCAUGGUAAUGGCAGUUUGGUUCAUGAUCAAGGAAGCUCAGACACCCCUCUGACUCCACUUCCAAAAAUAAAUACUCGCCAGCUGUUGGUGCUCUCCCCUGUUUUGCUUGGAGGAACCUAAAUGUGUUUGACAAAGGUAAACGGCUGGGAAUUUAUUUCUUCAAACUUGCUGCCAGACUGCGUUUCUGGAUGUGGCCUACAGGGGCCAGUGUGGAUCCAAGCAGCCGACCUCAGAUUUCCAUAGGCAUCCACUCCAGCAUUUUGGAUGUGUUUAUUUUGUUAUGAGGGAAUUUCAUAGCCAGCAAAGAGUCUUCUAUUAAACAGGGAGCGUUAUCCUUCACUGUGGAUUUGUGCACGCACAUGUACACACUAUAUGCAUCAUUAAUCAAUAGAAAGGAUGAAAUGAUGCCAUUGUGUGCGAAGGCAAGGCGAACGGCACGUUGAAGAAUGAGCCAGUCAAAGCUGUUGGCAAAUCAUUAAUGUAAGGUGUUGGUCUAAACCAAGUUCUCACACUCUCUCUGUGCAAGCUGUUCCCAGGUGACAAAAAACUGGGGAGAGACACUAUUUUAAGAGCCGAGAUCACACCUCUCUUUCUCUUUUUUGUUGUAACCUCCGUCACGUAUAUUCCCUCCUGAAUCUCUUUCUCUGUAAGAGCAUUUGGGUGGGGUGUGGAGGAAUAUCAUCCUGUUUUUCCCUCCUCUCUUCUCUCCAUCUUUUCUCUCGGGUAUUAUCCUUUUCCCCUGAACUCUUGGUCCACAUUUCUCUCUAAAUUUAUAGGCCACUUUCCCUCACUUGUUGUCUCUCUACAUUCAGUCCCCUCUCUAACCCCUUCACUCUCCAUCAUCCCUCACCUCCCUGCCAUCACCCUCCUUGCCAGGCUGGCUGCAGAUUGGCUAUUUCCUGCACGCGCCCAGUAGAGCCCUUAUCAGAGGUAGAGUGCUGAUUGUUGGUCUGUCUCUCAGGCUGACUGACAGUUCGGGCUGCGCUGCUGAAAUGCCUGAUUUGGUCAAUGUUUGUCUGUGGGGCCUUAUCUCCACACCUUAUAUUAACUGCCUUGACAGUAUGUGCAGGCAGUCUCUCUCCAUCUUGUUGCCCCCUCCCACCACCACCCGCUACUGCCACCACCUCCCUCUAUCCUCUGUCUCUGUCUCCUUCAGCUCUCUAUACUCUCCUGACUCUAUAGUCUUUGGACCAGCAGCUAAACAUUUUCCUGCUGAUCCUCCUCUUCCAUCAUCGUUCCUCUUGUAGCUGGAUCAGCACUCCAAGACCAUAAAUGUCACUUUUAUUUCUUGUUUGCUAUUUCUUCCAACAGCAGUAACAGCAGUUCAGGCUAAACGAUGAGCUCACCCAAAUUACAAAACAAUAUGUUUUGCCACUUAAUCAAGCCAUGCAAGUAUUUUUGGUUCCAUCUUACGAGGUUCUGAAAUUUCUGCAACAAAUAGAGGUUUAUUGAAUUUAAUUUUUGCUUUUAAAGAGCUGCUUUUGGAAAACUCACCAGGUCUAUCCAGAAACACUCGCCACAUUUCCAUAUAAUUGCUAGGCAGAUUUCAAUCUAACUAAUCUAAAAAAAAAAAAAAAAAAAAGAAAAGUACUUCGUUUCUAUUAAUUGCAUCAAAGCAAUUAAGCUCCUAAUAUUAUGUUUCUGCAGGCUGCAGUUUCAGGACCACAGUUCCACGACCUUUGUUUUUUACUCAAUUGGAUGAUCACUUAAAUCUGUGAUUUAAGGCUUUGAAGGUUUAUUUCGUCCAAACGGUACCUUCUCUCUUACGACUUAUGGGUUUUAAAGGUUCAUCCAAUCUAAAUACUGCUUUCUAUCCUGCAGUUUGGCUUUGUUUUUAUGAGUUCCAUGCUGGGAAAUGUGCCUAAUCCAUAUUUGGGUCAUUAUCAGGUAAAGUAAUCAUAUGCUAUGGUCUUUGUAGUCACUAAGAUCUCAAACAGAUAUUGGAUAUUUGAGCUGUAGACAAAGUAAAGUAGUGCUUUCUUGAAUGAAUCUCGUUUAGCUUUCUGGUUUGGUGCUUGGAAUCUGAAUUCUAUCAAAUAGAAAUUACACCGAGUUCCAUUAAACUGGUGUUUUAGUUUCGGUUAAAGUGCAGGAAUUAGGUUUCAUCCUUUAGAAUUGUGCGUCAGACGUUGAGUUUUUUCUGCUCCAACCCGACUGCUGUUUUCUUUAAUUACAGAGUAUAGAGAGAACCAGAAGAGGUGAAGUGUAAGGACAAAAUCAUGUUUUACAUUGUAUGUCUGACUAAAGCAGACACCUCACUGAGAAAAAUGGGAAACUUCAAGUUGAUUUUCCUUAAUAUUAAGUUGCAGCAAUGCAAUGUGUACAUUUGAAAGAAAUCAAAUGAUUUAAGUAAAUCUAACUCAAACCACUGCUAUUAAUAUAUAUUAUAUACACCACCAGUAAAACAUUUUAGAACACCCUCAAUUUUUCCAUUUUUUAAAUUAUGUUAAUAUUUUUUCAAAAAUUGCACAUCCAUCCACUUUCAGCACAUUUUUUUUCGCAUUUUAAUAUCUAAGGCUUUGUUUGAAAAACAGGAACUUAAAGAUGUUACGACCGGCUCUGGAUGCCACAACAAAGGAGGAAAUGCACAGAGGUUUUUAGUGAAUCAAAAGAUUAUUUAUUGAUAAAGAAACAUAAUAAUGAGGUGUGGUCGUUAGGAUCAGUGGUGUGUGAGGGUGUGUGGUGGUAGUGGAAAAUGUGUAGUGAGUGUUGUCAGUGUAAAACAAAACCAAAUACCACCAAGGACCGCAUGGCUGGCUGGAGGUGUGGAGUGGAGCAGAGAGCAAAGGCAGAGAGUGGCAAAGCAGAGCAGAAGGCAGAGGUGCAGCAGAGGCCGAGAGCUCUGGCUCAGCCAGCUGGCUUAUAGCUGGCUUAUAUAGCCUGGUGCACUUCCCAGGUGUGGCUGCUUAGGUGAUUAAAGCUCCGCCCAGCCAGAGACCUGUAAGAAGAGCAGCAGAAGACAAAGGCUCUGGGGCCGUAACAAAGAUAAAAGCCUAAAAUUUUCAGUGUUUUAGCUCAUCAUGUCAAUAAUUCAGAAUAAGCAAUAUUGGACAAGUAGACUAAACCAUCACUGAUCAUGGGAAAAAUAAAUAUACACUACCAGUCAAAAGUUUUACAACACCCAAAUUUUUCCAGUUUUUUACUAGAAAUUCUGCAUGUUCAUGUCUCAUUGUACUCUGAAAUUAAAGCAUAGAACAAAUAAACAAAUUAAGUUUUAAAAAAGUCAAUUUAGAAACCAAAAUGUAUUCUAAACUUUUGACUGAUCAAAGUAGCCACCUUUGGCAGAUAUAACAGUUGAACACACUUGUAGCGUUCUUUCCACAAUGGAAAUCAAAUAUUCUUUAGAAAGUUCUUCCCAACUCUGCUGCAGAAGUUCCCAUAAUAUGUGGCACUUGUAGGUUGCUUUGUUUUCACUCUUCUGUCCAGUUCAUCCAAACCAGCUCCAUGGGGUUUAAGUCUGGAGACUGUGCUGCUACUCCAUGUUUUCAAGUUUACCAUCUUGUUCUUUUUUCCUAAGGUAGUUCUGGCAUAGCUUGGACUUAUGGUUUGGGUUUUUAUCUUGCUGUAGAAUGAACCCCUGACCAACUAGGAACAUACCAGAGGUUACUGCAUGGUGCUGCAGAAUGCUGUCGUAGCUGUUUUGGUUCAGGGUUCCUCUCACUCUGUUCAAGUCACCGACCCUGGAUCCAGAAAAACAGCCCCAGACCAUCACACUUCCUCCUCCAUGUUUGACAGUUGAUGUCACACACUGAGGAACCAUCCUUUCUCCUACUCGACAGCGUCCAUAAAUCCUGCAUGAUGAACCAAAGAUUUAAAAUUUUGAUUCAUCAGUCCAUAAUACCUUCUUCCAGUCUUCAGUAGUCCAUUGGUGGUGUUUCUUGACCAAGGCAAGCCUCUUUUUCUUAUUCUAACAUCUCAGCAAUGGCUUUCUUGCUGCAACUCCACCUGUCAAACCUGCAGCUCCAAAUCUUCUCCUCACAGUUGAAACUGAGACUUCUUACUACGACCACUAUAAAGCUUUGCUUGAAGCUGUUGUCCUGUGAGUCGUCUGUCACCAAGCUGCUGACUCUCAGAAACUUGUCUUCUGAUUCUGUUGUGGCUUUGGGUCUUCCAGACCUCUUCCUGUCAGACUUUCCCCCAGCUUCUGAUUGCCUUUUGAUGGUGAAGAAAACUGGACUCACUGACACCUUGACUUUCUUUGCAAUUUCUCUGUAGGAAAGACCUACAUUUUUAAGUGUUAUGAUGGUCUGUCUCUCUUCUAUAAUUGAUUGCUGUUUCCUCGCCAGUUAUAUAGCAACACACUACUUUCUGCAGUACAAUACUGUUCAAAUAAUGCUCUCAAGGGUUUGGUGCCAUGGUGUGUUUCAACACUACUUUUAUGCAGACAGAGAAGGUUGGAAAUAAUCAAGAAAAGUUGAACACCUGUAGGAUUUGGUGGCACCAACUUUGAAGGAUUGAUCAACCUCCAUUGCUGCAGAACAGCUUUAAGUUGUUAACCCAUUUCUUGCUCCCUGAAAAAGGCCUUUUUGUAUAAUUCUGAAAUGUACAUUAUUUUUCAAUUUUGGGUAACCUUACCUUUUUUUAAUCUGUGGUAGUUCACCACUUACCUUUGUAUCAUUUCAAGCUAUUCAUUGGAAAGUGAUCAAUGCCUUUAUGCAGGAGAACAGCUGGGUGGAGGACUACUGAAGAGACGCCUCCUUUUUCUCCUUCAUACCCUCAACACAAAGGACAAUACAAACUAUCGAGAACAGAUCACCCCUUGCCUGGAUAUGUACUUUACACAAGUGGGAAAAGCCACACUAUGUGACUUUAAAAAAUCUAAAACCCCUGCAAACAUUUUUUGCUUAACAUUUUUUCCCCCAAAAUGACUGUUUUGUAAUGUGCAUAAAAAUACAUAAUGCAAAGUUGACUAAUUUCUCAGUUACUCUGCAAACCUUGCUCAAAACAGAUGGAUUGUAAUUGUAGUUUUCUUGUCAUCUGGACAGCUUUGCAGAAAUAUAUACUGCAUUUAAAAAAAAAAAAAAGCAAAUUCUUAAUGCCAUAAACUACACAAUGAUCAGCAUAAUGAAGAAACAGCUCUGGUUGGUCUAUUUGCCACUGUAUCACUUUUGCAAUGCUCUGUUCUUUUCGUUUGUUAUACGCUGCCACUUGCACAUUUUUAAAAAUUUUUUCUUUGGUAAAGAUUACUAUUAAUGUCUUUUACUCCACUAUUCAUUUUUUUUCUUACUUUAUUUUCUUAACUUAUUUGCCUUGUUUGUUUAAAAGGGAAAAGAUGUCUGGAAUUUCAUUGUACACUGUGCAUAUUGACAAUAAAGCUUUCUUAUGUUGUGU